Messenger RNA from Tauraco erythrolophus (red-crested turaco), 1120 nucleotides. NCBI's taxonomy places the organism in Eukaryota, Metazoa, Chordata, Aves, Musophagiformes, Musophagidae. The record is from RefSeq and is a predicted model, not a curated record.
GUGACGUACAAAUGGCUCAGCUAUACUCUGGGAGUUCACGUCAACCAGGCUAAACAGAUGCUGUACGAUUACGUAGAGAGGAAACGAAAGGAGAAUUCCGGAGCUCAGCUUCACGUCACCUACUUAGUAGCAGGAAACCUCAUGCAGAAUGGACACGUUUGCCACAAGGUUGCAGUAGUGAGAGAGGAUAAACUCGAAGCAAUGAAGUCUAAACUAGCCACGGUUGCGAGCGUGCAUGUGUACAGCAUUCAGAAAGCCUUGCUCAAGGACAGCGGCCCGCUCUACAACACAGACUAUGACAUCAUCAAAACAAACCUGCACAACUGCAGCAAGUUUAGUGCCAUUCAGUGUGCUGCCGCGGUCCCCAGGACGCCGGCCGACGUUUCUCCAGCACCGACGUCGGCGCAGGCUGGUUCCCAGACAGCGAGCGGCACGAACGCUGCCAGCGUGCCUGCGCUCAACGGCCACGCUCCGUCCGCCGCCAAACAGACCUCGCAGCAGCCCAGAGGGAUCAUGGGAUGUUUGCAGCGAAAGCAGCUUCCAAACCCCAGGACACGAAUAAAGAAACUAAAGGAGGCUAAGGAGGCCCCAGGGGUGUCUGCAGUAAGCAGCAAACCACCAGUAAAGGGCAACAUAAUGAACAACUUCUUUGGAAAAGCUGCCAUGAAUAAACUCAAAGUCAGCUCCGCGCCUGAACAGCCAAAGGAGGAGAAAGAAGUAGUCAAGCCUUCAGCUUCUGUCGCAGAACCAGAGUCAUCUCCUAAUAUUGUAGCAGAGAAACCUGGGAAGAAAGCAGAGUCUGCUGGAAUUCAACAAAAGGACAAAAAAAGUAAAACAAAGAGAGUGGACAAGUCGGAUAAUGAGGAAGAAAGAGAUCCUGAAAAUCUGAAGAAAAAGAGGAAGCGAAUCAAACAACUUCAGUCUGACAGCAGUGACGAGGAAGAUGUCCCACCGUCUCCUGCACCUGAGGAAGAGAAAGCUCCAUCUCCACCUCCUGUACCUGCUCUGAAAACUGAACUGGAGCCUGCAUCCAUGGAGGCUUCAGCUGGAGGGAGGAAGAGGAAACGGAAGCGCGUGCUGAAAUCCAAAAUGUUUAUUGACGAAGAAGAAGGCUGCAUGG